Messenger RNA from Lodderomyces elongisporus, 339 nucleotides. RefSeq names its product SCF ubiquitin ligase complex subunit (gene HRT1). The coding region runs from base 1 to 339 and encodes 112 amino acids. NCBI's taxonomy places the organism in Eukaryota, Fungi, Ascomycota, Pichiomycetes, Serinales, Debaryomycetaceae. Gene Ontology annotation, molecular function: cullin family protein binding; zinc ion binding; ubiquitin protein ligase activity. Gene Ontology annotation, biological process: ubiquitin-dependent protein catabolic process; protein ubiquitination. Gene Ontology annotation, cellular component: cullin-RING ubiquitin ligase complex; nucleus. The record is from RefSeq and is a predicted model, not a curated record. The transcript has 3 exons.
AUGGCGGAAGAUGACAGGAUGGAUAUAGACGAGGUUGAAAAGCCAAAGGAGGUAUCGAAGACUUCAAAACCUAAAUUUGAAGUAAAAAAAUGGACAGCUGUGGCAUUUUGGUCCUGGGAUAUUCAGAUUGAAAAUUGUGCAAUUUGCAGAAAUCAUUUGAUGGAACCAUGUAUUGAAUGCCAACCCAAUUCGAUGGCUAAUGGAGGCGAGGAAUGUAUUGCCGCAUGGGGAAUGUGUAAUCACGCUUUCCAUCUACAUUGCAUCAAGAGAUGGCUAAAGACGAGAAAUGCUUGUCCUUUGGACAAUACAGAGUGGGUUUAUCAGAAGUUUGGAAAGUAG